GCCCACAGCACUCUUCCAUAAAUAGUGAGAAAAGUUUCACUUCACAUUAGAAGUUUGAGGAUUACACAUUGUUUUAGCUCACUUUGACUACAUUAUCCAGCACCAUGAAAGUACUCCUGGCCGUACUCGUAGUUCUGGUUCAUGGCAGUUAUGCCACUCUGCUCAUCAAAGGGCCAGAGCAUCCCGUUGUGGAGGGACAGCAGGUGACCUUGGAGUGUCAGUACGUAGACUCUGAACUCAACAUUAGCAAUGUCCACUUUGAAUACUUCUCCAAGCGCAGGCAGCAGUGGUUUAAGUUAGAGGAACGAUGGUGGUGUUUCUCAUCAUUCUCCAUCAAGCAGCAAGCGAACAGCUUGGUCCUGACGAUGCCCCAUGCAUUGAGCUUCUGGACCACCCGCUUCCGAUGUGUAUCCUAUGCUGAAAACGUCACUGCACCAGACAACUCCUCUGACCCACUGCAAUUCAAAGUGCAUUACAUGGCAGAGCCGACACUGACUAUGAAAGGCUACAGCCGAUACCUAGGUGUCCCUGAGGACCUGAAAGUGCGACAGGGUAAUGAUGUGGUCUUGCAGUGUUCCAGCAGUUCAUCAGAGGAGCCCAACUACUUUUGGCAAAGAAAGGGUGACGACUGGAUCUUACCUUCCUCUAAGCUGUUGCUGCAGAAGGUGACUGCUCUGGAUGGAGGAGUGUACACUUGCGUGGCCAAGCAUCCAUCUGUAGACUCACUCUACAAGACGCGCUCCAUCAGCAUCACUGUGGUGCCCGAGGAUGCCCCCUGGUACGAGACCAUUAAUGGCCAUCUCAUACUAAUAACCUCGGCGGUGCUCGUGGUUAUCAUGGUGUUCAUCGUCUCCGUGACCAUCUUCCUGUGCCGCAGGGCCAAGCAGACCAAAACCACCAAAGGACCCAUUGAUGACCGGUCUCAACAAAAGCCCAUCUACAGAAGCAGCGCAGAGUCCAUACCCUCCGCCUGCGGAGACAAACAACCUCUGGUGUGACUGCACAGGCAGGCGGAGGGGUGAGGAGGGGCAGGAAGCUGGAGCGGGAGAGGAGGAAGAUCGAGUGGGUGGCCAGAAAAUGAGAUGGCAUAGUGGUGAUACUUAAAAGGGGAGGAGAUUGUGUAGAGUUAUGGAUGGUCUCUGUGGGGGUGGAGGGAUGGAGGAUCAGAGUGAAUAAAGCUUGUGGAGAAAAAUCUAAAUCAGUAACAAAAUGGGCGUUUAAACCAAUCAUUUGGCCUUCAUUUCUGUUUUUUUUUUUUGUUUUUUUUUGUCAUGCAGAAGCUACUGUACUUGUGAGCGUAAACUGCAUUUGUGUGUCUUGCACAAAAAAAUGGCACUUUUCACUUAAUUUAUUCUGCAGCUAGAAAAUUGGGAGUUGUACUCAUGUCAAAGUAAAGGGGAUUUAUCGUGCAUAGUAUAAAAGCUGUCAAAGGCUCGUAGCUAUUCUGUCUUUUGGAUUUUUUUUUUUAUUUUUUUAAACAUAACUGCUCUGCUGUGUACUACGAAUGAGCUGUGGGAGAGGACAAGGUCUCAUUCUGUUGAUUUGUUUCCUUUUCAGCAUCUUAUCCAAAGCAGGGCCAGCUGAAAGAAUCAAUGAAAAGGUCAUUCUAAACGCUUUACUGUGGCUCCACUCGGGCACAUUGCACUCUUACUAUGUAAUUCACUGCACCUUAGAUUUCUUUGAUAUUAAAUGGCUUUGAGAAAAUAUU
Thalassophryne amazonica is the source of this 1708-nucleotide messenger RNA. RefSeq lists its product as uncharacterized. The coding region runs from base 105 to 998 and encodes 297 amino acids. The transcript is spliced from 7 exons. The record is from RefSeq and is a predicted model, not a curated record. NCBI's taxonomy places the organism in Eukaryota, Metazoa, Chordata, Actinopteri, Batrachoidiformes, Batrachoididae.